Messenger RNA from Branchiostoma floridae (Florida lancelet), 1410 nucleotides. Its product is annotated as adenosine deaminase-like protein. NCBI's taxonomy places the organism in Eukaryota, Metazoa, Chordata, Leptocardii, Amphioxiformes, Branchiostomatidae. Gene Ontology annotation, molecular function: adenosine deaminase activity. The transcript has 10 exons. The record is from RefSeq and is a predicted model, not a curated record. The coding region runs from base 146 to 1201 and encodes 351 amino acids. Gene Ontology annotation, biological process: adenosine catabolic process; inosine biosynthetic process.
GUUAUGCAUCUGUAAGAUUCUUAAAUUCUUGCCCCAGAAGUAUCAGUGGAAGCUGUCAAGAUAAUAAUUUUUGGAAGCUUGAGUUUGUUCGUAGAGUCGGCGAAAUUACCAGUAGGUUUUGCGUUGUAAGCUGGCAAACCUCAACAUGGACGAGGCUUUGGGACUUGCCGAAUUCUGUCGACAACUUCCGAAAGUGGAGCUCCAUGCCCACCUGAGCGGCUCAGUCAGCGAGACAACCAUACAGAAGCUACAGGUGAAGAAGGGCGUCGGCCAUGACCACGCCCAUCAGGGGGACAUUGCCAUCGGGAAGGGCGAGACCAGACAUCUUGAGGAGCCUUUCAGAAUCUUUAAGAUCAUCCAAGAUCUGUCUGACACCGAGGAGGCAAUCUUCACGAUGACUGAGGAUGUGAUAUCAGAAUUUGCUGCUGAUGGAGUCAGAUAUCUGGAACUCAGGAGUACACCAAGACACGUGCCUCACACAGGCAUGACCCCCAGCACAUACGUGGAGUCCAUCCUGUCUGCCAUACAGACCUGUAAGGACAGGGAGGAUGUGGUCGUCAGACUGCUGCUAGCAAUCGACCGUCGGCAGUCCGUGGAGACGGCCACGACCACUGUCCGACUGGCGCAGGAGUACGUGCUGAGGUCAGAUGGGGUCGUGGUGGGCAUCGACCUCAGCGGUAACCCUGCGGUGGGGGAUGGGAGGGAUUUCAUCCCUGUUCUAAAAGAGGCUCAGAACUCUGGACUCAAAUUAGCUCUUCACAUCGCAGAGAUCUCCCAGCAGGCCACAUCCCCAGAGACUGCUGCGCUGCUGUCCCUCCCCCCGGACAGGGUCGGACAUGGAACCUUCAUACACCACAACCAGGACCUCGCAGAUAUGGUGGUCGACAAGAACAUACCUUUUGAAAUCUGCCUAACGUCCAACGUGAAGGCACAGACUGUGGCAUCAUAUAGUGAUCACCACUUCCAACACUGGUACAGCAAGAAGCAUCCAUGUGUUUUAUGUACAGAUGACAAGGGAGUUUUCUGCACCACGUUAUCGGAGGAGUACCGCCACGCUGCGGAGACGUUCCAGCUGACCCGACCCGACCUCUGGGACCUGUCGUACCACAGUAUAGACCACACGUUUGGAGGGGAGGAUCUGAAACAGCAACUCAGGGACAAGUGGAACACUGAGAAGGAGAAACUGUUCCAGACUACAUGAUUGAUCUUAAUAAGACCAUGUUGAUUUGAUUAAAUGAUUGAAAUUUAUACAUCAUCUAUUUUCAAUAAGAAGUCUAAGCAAACUUAGUACUUAUUGCAGAAUCGAAAAGAUACCUGUCUUGAAAAUAACCUUUUAACCAUUCAAAACAAAUCUUUUAGAAAUAUCAUUACGAAACUAAGAAUUAGUGCCCACUCCCUACAAAUCGAAAA